Pocillopora meandrina is the source of this 396-nucleotide messenger RNA. Lineage: Eukaryota; Metazoa; Cnidaria; Anthozoa; Scleractinia; Pocilloporidae. The record is from the annotation of a GenBank genome assembly.
CGACAAGCAUUGGUCGAAUUGAAAAAUGUAUCCCAAGAAAUGAAGUAUGAAAACAACAAAGCAGCGCCAUUGUCCGUUAAACAAAAUGGAACGGAGAAUCAACUGGCAACGAGUAAAAAGCCUAAAGUGUUUCACAAACCUCACUCUAGCAGUUCGGUUUCAUCUUCUGAUGAAGACGGAGGUCACUCAAAACAUCGGGGUUUCUCUAGACCCGGGUCCACACCUGGACGGUCUGUGCCCGGUCACAUCAAAUCGAGGGCGCCUGGGUUCAGUUUUGGCUCUGCCAAGAAGAUUGUUGUAAAUAAGCCAAUUGCAAAGUUCGACCAUGAAAACAAGAGGAAACGAAAGUUGUUGAAACCUUCCAAAACAGCCUUAAGCUUGGUUGGUAAACCUUGA